This is a messenger RNA of Hevea brasiliensis (rubber tree), 2443 nucleotides long. RefSeq names its product bZIP transcription factor 29. NCBI's taxonomy places the organism in Eukaryota, Viridiplantae, Streptophyta, Magnoliopsida, Malpighiales, Euphorbiaceae. The coding region runs from base 348 to 2135 and encodes 595 amino acids. The record is from RefSeq and is a predicted model, not a curated record. Gene Ontology annotation, biological process: regulation of DNA-templated transcription. Gene Ontology annotation, cellular component: nucleus. Gene Ontology annotation, molecular function: DNA-binding transcription factor activity. The transcript is spliced from 5 exons.
GAGAAACUUCAGAUAGAGGGAGUGAAAUUCUAGAGAGAGAAACCGCCUGCUUAGCUUAGCUUGCCUUGCUUUUGUUUCUUUAUUUCUUCGCCAUUUCCGCCAGCAUAACCGAGAAAGGUUAAUAUCGACAGAAUUUUUCUGCUUGCCGGUUCUCCAUUUUGCUUGAAAUGACCGUUCUAUUGCUAACAAGAUUCUAGGAUUUCAUUUGGUUUAUCCAUUUAUCAAUUGGGGUUUUGGCAAAAGUGAACUGGGUUAAUCUUACACUGGGGGUUUUGGGUGAUAAUUGAAUGGUUUUUGCAGGGACAUUAUAGAAAUAUUGAUUACCAGUAGUUUUCAAGUUGAAAAGUAUGGGUGAUGAAGAGGCUAACAGUGAAAUGAUGCAAAGGCUUCAAUCUUCUUUUGAGACUACGCAAUCAUCUUCUUUAAUGUCUAAACAACCUUUUUCAUCAAUGAACCAACUCGAUAUACCUCAAUUGAACCAGACCCAAAUGCGUGCCAGGCAUUUUGCUCACUUUGCACAGAAUUUUAGCAGUGAUAAUGGCAAAAGAGUAGGGAUACCGCCUUCCCACCCCAAUCAGAUCCCACCCAUUUCGCCGUAUUCUCAGAUCCCGUUCUCUAGGCCAACAAGCCAGCAAAUGGUUUCUCAGAACUUUAGUCCAGGACCCACCCAUUCAAGAUCUUUAUCUCAGCCUUCAUUUUUUUCACUUGAUUCGCUGCCACCGUUAAGCCCGGCCCCUUUCCGUGACUCCUCUUCAACGUCUGCGUCUGACCCAGUAUCAGCUGAUGUGUCCAUGGAAGAAAGGGAUGCAAAUUCUCAUUCCCUAUUACCACCCUCAUCCAUUAAUAGGGGUAAUACUUCAAGAGUUGGUGAGAGCUUGCCUCCACGCAAGACACAUCGGAGGUCUAAUAGCGAUAUUUCAUUCGGGUUUACAAAUGUGAUGCAAUCUUCGCCUCCUCUCGUUCAGUUUAGGGGUUCUGGUGUUUUGGAGCGUUCAGUGUCUGGGAAAGAGAAUUCAGGGUUGGCUAAGCCAGCUCAGCUGGUGAAAAGAGAAUGGGAGAGAGGUGGUGAUAGCAUUAGCAAUGAUGAGGGGAUGGGUGAGAGGAAAUCUGAAGGUGAAGCUGUGGAUGAUUUGUUUUCAGCUUAUAUGAAUCUGGAUAACAUUGAUGCGCUGAACUCUUCUGGAACUGAUGAUAAGAAUGGUAAUGAGAAUCAUGACGAUUUGGAUAGUAGAGCUAGUGGGACAAAGACUAAUGGAGGUGAUAGCAGUGAUAAUGAUGCAGAAAGCAGUGUGAAUGAAAGCGGUAGUAGUUUGCCAGGGGUAGGAUUGAGUUCUUCAACUGAGAAGAGGGAGGGGAUCAAAAGGACUGCAGGAGGUGAUAUUGCUCCAACCACCAGACACUACAGAAGUUUUUCAAUGGAUAGCUUAAUGGGCAAGUUGAACUUUGGUGAUGAGUCUCCAAAGUUGCCACCUUCACCUGGAACUCGCCCAGGACAACUAUCACCUAGCAAUUCAUUGGAUGGGAAUGCCUUCAGUUUGGAGUUUGGAAAUGGCGAGUUUAGUGGCGCUGAGCUUAAGAAAAUUAUGGCAAAUGAUAAACUUGCUGAGAUUGCAUUAACUGAUCCAAAGCGUGCAAAAAGGAUCUUGGCAAAUCGUCAAUCGGCGGCUCGUUCCAAAGAAAGGAAGAUGAGAUAUAUUUCAGAAUUGGAACACAAGGUUCAGACUCUGCAGACAGAAGCUACCACGCUCUCUGCCCAGCUUACUCUUUUACAGAGAGAUUCUGUUGGUCUUACAAACCAGAAUAAUGAGUUGAAGUUUCGUCUCCAAGCCAUGGAGCAACAGGCACAACUCCGAGAUGCUCUAAAUGAAGCGUUGACUGCUGAGGUUCGAAGAUUGAAGCUUGCUGCUGCAGAGCUCAGUGGGGAUUCUGACCCAACCAAGGGCAUGGUUCAGCAGCUUGCCAUCAAUUCUCAGAUGUUCCAGCUGCAGCAGCCACAGUCUUCCCAACAGAACAUCCAUCAAUUGCAGCAGCAGCAACAAUCACCUUCCCAGCUCAACAUGCAUCAGUUGCAGCAACAGCCGCAGCUACAACAACAAAAUGGAAACACAUCCUCGAAUGCAGAGUCUAAUCAAUAGGUUGUGAAGGAUAAGAUGGCUACUGUUGCUUAUUAUUUAUAUUUACAGUUUCUGGUGCUAAGUAUUUGUUUCUUCGGUGCAUUCAUUCAUUAGUUUGCCAUCUCCUAUAGAAGUCGUUAAGGUGUGGUAGCCACAAAUUCGUUCUGCAUUGCAUGUCCAACUCAGAACACCAUUGAAAGUGAUAUACAGGCCUUUAUACGUGUGUUUUGUUGAGACCCUAAAAGGGUUGAACUGGAACUCUCCUUUCCUAAUGUUUGUAUUCGACUUAGUAGGGCAAACGCAUAAUGGAGAAGAAGAAUUCAUUAUAA